CGGCUUUGGGCCGGCGCCUCAGUCGCGGCGAAGAUGGCGGCGCCGGGUCCUCGCGCUCUCCGGCUGCAGCUUCACCUCCUCAUCAUCAUCACCCUCACCGUCGGCUGGGUCGCGGCCACCGACUCACAGACCCGCCGCUUCGAGUACAAGUACAGCUUCAAGGGCCCACACUUAGUACACAGCGACGGCUCCAUCCCCUUCUGGAUGCACACAGGCAAUGCGAUACCUAGUGCAGAUCAAGUCAGGAUAACACCAUCACUGAAAAGCCAAAAGGGAUCUGUUUGGACAAAAAGCAAACUCACCUUUGAAAAUUGGGAAAUUGAAGUUACCUUCCGUGUGACGGGUAGAGGAAGAGUUGGAGCUGAUGGACUGGCAAUCUGGUACACAGAUGGUCAGGGCUUGGAUGGCCCAGUGUUUGGAGCAUCUGACUCAUGGAAUGGCCUUGGAAUUUUUUUUGACUCCUUUGAUAAUGAUGGAAAGAAAAAUAACCCAGUAAUACUUGUCGUUGGAAAUAAUGGCCAUCAACUUUAUGAUCAUCAGAAUGAUGGUACAACACAAGCGUUGGGUUCUUGUUUAAGAGAUUUUAGAAACAAGCCUUAUCCUGUGAGAGCCAGAAUAAUCUACUACAGCAAAACGUUGACUGUCAUGAUACAUAAUGGCUUUACACCAAAUAAUGAUGAUUAUGAACUUUGUGCCAAAGUAGAAAAUAUGGUACUUCCGUUGGAGGGUUUCUUUGGAAUCUCUGCAGCAACUGGGGGCCUUGCAGAUGACCAUGAUGUUUUAUCGUUUCUGACCUUCAGACUUUUUGAGCCUGGUAAACCAGUGGAGCCUGAUGAUACAACAAUUCCUCAAGAAGAAAAGGAGAAAUAUAGAGAGCAGUAUGAAAAUUUCCAACAAGCACUUGAUAAAAAGAAGGAGGAAUUUCAAAAAGAUCAUCCUGAUAUGCAAGGGGAACAAGCGGAUGACUUAUUUGAAAGUGUGAACGAGCAAGAAUUGAGACAGAUCUUUGAAGGCCAGAAUCGAAUCCACCUUGAAAUUAAACAAUUGAACAGGCAACUCAACAUGAUUCUGGAUGAGCAGAGGAGAUAUGUCUCUCUAGUAAGUGACGAGCUGUCAAAGAAGGGAACUAACGUUGUGCCACAGACAGGACAGUUACCUCAAGCAGAACUGGACAAUAUUAUGAGAUACCAGCAAGAGGUGCUGAAGCAUGUUGGCGAAUUGAAGAAUUCGGUGACUAACACUCUGAGUCAAGUGGCUCAUCCUCCUGGGGGUGCAACUGGAGGCUAUGAAGUGGCUCAACAUUUCAAUGACAUCAAAGAACACCUUCAUGUUGUAAAAAGAGACCUUGGUGCAUUGGUACAGAGAAAUGUAAAUAUUGAGAAGCCUAAAUGCCCAGAAUUACCCCCAUUCCCAUCAUGUUUAUCUUCAACACAUUUCUUCAUGUUUGUGGCCUUUCAAACAGUAUUGUUUAUUGGUUAUAUAAUGUAUAGGAGCCAGCAAGAAGCAGCCGCAAAGAAGUUCUUUUGAUGCUACUGUUCUUAGUUUUUACUUUGUUAGUGUCCUGGAAUGAAACAAAGGAAAACUGUAAAUGAUUUUUAAAACAAAAAAUAUUUUUCGACAAA
This is a messenger RNA of Amblyraja radiata (thorny skate), 1622 nucleotides long. It is a transcript of the gene lman1, whose product is annotated as lectin, mannose-binding, 1. Gene Ontology annotation, cellular component: endoplasmic reticulum-Golgi intermediate compartment; endoplasmic reticulum membrane; COPII-coated ER to Golgi transport vesicle. Lineage: Eukaryota; Metazoa; Chordata; Chondrichthyes; Rajiformes; Rajidae. The transcript has 13 exons. Gene Ontology annotation, molecular function: D-mannose binding. The coding region runs from base 34 to 1527 and encodes 497 amino acids. Gene Ontology annotation, biological process: endoplasmic reticulum to Golgi vesicle-mediated transport. The record is from RefSeq and is a predicted model, not a curated record.